UCCAAAUACAAUGGCCACACAUCUUCCGAAGCACACCACCAUGUCACCACAUCUGACCCUGCUAGGGUUAGUGCUUGCUGCAGGGCUAGCAACGGCACUUAAGAAGGGUGAAGUCCUGGACAUGACAUACAAGUACGACAAUGUAACAACCCUAGGUUGGCCGGGAUCUACACCGUUCGAGCUGACAAUACUCCAGAGAGGACCAACGCCUUCCACGCCUUGGUUGGAAGGUAACAAAUUUUGCACUGCAGAACACUUUGGUACACAUAUGGACGCCCCAGCGCACGCGGCAAAGGGCAAAUGGCGAGUUGACCAAAUCCCUGCCAGGAACCUCGUUGGUCCCGCUGUGAGAGUGGACGUGUCAGCCAAGGCUGCGGCAAACGCCGACUACCAGCUGUCACCAGCCGAUCUGACCGACUGGGUGUCUGCCAACGGACCAAUUCCCGACGGCGCUUUGCUCUUCGUCUAUACCGGCUACGGAGCGCAUUGGACCAACCGGCUGGCGUAUUAUGGUUACGCGGGAGAGGAUGACUACUUAGACGCAGAUGGCAAUUCAUUGCUGCAUUUUCCAGGGAUCUCCGAGGCUGCUGCAACCUGGCUGGUUAGUAACACACAAGUCAGCGGCGUUGGCAUUGACUCGGCUUCUCUCGAGUCCGGCCAGAGCCAGGUGGACUUCGCGGUUCACGAGGUCCUGCUUAAGGAGAACAUCUUCGGCAUGGAGAAUGUGGCCAACGUGGACUUGUUGCCGACCACAGGUGCAACGGCCUAUGCACUGCCGAUGAAAAUUGGGGAUGGGAGUGGCGGUCCUGUGCGCAUCGUUGCUGUGCUGACGGAAAACGCCGAUGGCGGCUCUAAUCGGCUGAGAGUCGAUUAUGCAGCUCUCCUGGUGGUUGGCAUUUCUAUCAUUAUGAAGGCAAUUCUGUAGUUAGAUUUCACACGGGCGUCGCUAGACUGUG
Molecule: messenger RNA, 956 nt
Organism: Patiria miniata (bat star)
Lineage: Eukaryota; Metazoa; Echinodermata; Asteroidea; Valvatida; Asterinidae
Product: isatin hydrolase-like
Exons: 2
Coding region: 11-925 (304 amino acids)
Molecular function (GO): arylformamidase activity
Source: RefSeq, a predicted model, not a curated record